AUGAAAUCGUCUUGCCCCUUUUGCAGCAAGCGGUACAGCUCCUCCGCGAACUUCGAUAAACAUCUUCGAACUACACAUCCAUUUGAAGCAGAUGAAUGGCUGAGAAACCAAUUUUUACUCCUGGAGCGCGAUCAAGAGGCACCCGAUGACACUCACGACAGCCCGGAAGGCAUUCACGAUUCCUAUUCAGAUGCCCAUGACGACUCGGAUAGUUCAGAGAGCAACAGUAUCAAUUAUCAUGACCAAGAUCCCGAUAAUAAUUCAGAUCUGGAAUCCGAAUCAUAUUUUAUGAUGGAGGAGACAGAUGGAGAUGCAAAUAGGCAUGAGGCAGCGACAACGAUUUACGAGGGUGUUGGGGAGCGUCUCUACCGCUCGGAGGACUACGACGAAUGCUAA
Molecule: messenger RNA, 396 nt
Organism: Morchella importuna
Lineage: Eukaryota; Fungi; Ascomycota; Pezizomycetes; Pezizales; Morchellaceae
Exons: 1
Coding region: 1-396 (131 amino acids)
Source: RefSeq, a predicted model, not a curated record